AUGGCCGACGACGCCUUACGUCACGCGACUACCAGUAGCAACAAGAACAACGCCGCCACUGACAGCAACACCAUCAACAGCAGCACCCCAUCGACCGCUACGAGCUCAUACACCAGCGCGCCGCCCGGCAACGCAAUCCGCCGGGCCAAAACCGUCGCCGAGAACAGCCCAAGCGCUACGCGUCGACAGACCACGACAUCAUCCCCCACCGCUGCGCGGCGCUUCUCAUCCGACUCAGCCGGGGCGUUUGAGCCACUACGGAGGAGGAGCUCCAACUUUUCCAACUACGGUGUCAACGAGGCCCGAUCCACCAUGAACCCACAUGGCAAGGCCGCCGCCGGAGCACACGAUGGCGCAGACCAAGGCGCGCAAGAGCUGUCGUCGCUCGCGGGCCUGUCGCUUGCAUUUGCGCUGCUCCCCGCCAUUGCCGGCGCGCUGUUCAAGAACGGAGGCGCCGUGACGACCGACAUUAUGCUGCUGGGCCUGGCCGGCGUCUUUCUGCACUGGUCGGUCACGCAACCUUGGAUCUGGUACCACUCAGCGCAGCAGGUGCGCAUCCAGCACGAAGCGAACGCUGCAGAUAUCGACGUCUUUGAAGAUAACGACGACGAAUUUGCUGACAGAGCCUCGCACCUAGAUGACCUUCCAGAAGACGAGGCAGCACGGGCCACAAAUAUCGACGAUAAUAGCGAGAUUGUAUCGGAGAAAAAGCCCAGAUCCGCCGCGCAGCAAUCCGCCCUCAACGAGCUCUACCUGCACGAAGUCAUGGCGCUUGUUUCGUGCUUCUCACUGCCGCUCAUUAGUGCAUUCCUCCUUCACAUGAUCCGCGCCCAGCUCAGCAGGCCGUCCGAGGGCCUGGUCUCCAACUAUAACCUCACUAUCUUCGUCCUUGUCUCCGAGGUGCGCGUGCUCUCGCAUAUGAUCAAGCUGGUCCAGGCCCGUACGCUGCACCUGCAGCGCAUUGUGCAUACUAGCAACCCCUUUGGCACCGCCGCUCUGCCCACCGACAAUAGAUUCCGCAUUAACGCCAUCAUGGAACGCCUCGACGCGCUUGAGUCUGACGCGGCGGCGGCGGCGGCAUUGCCGGAGGAGCCUAAGGACGACGAUAGCACCGCAUCGGCCAGAGCCGCGCAGGAGGCCGUCCUUGCCAAGGACGUCCGCGGCGCCAUCCAGCCAGAACUUGAUGCCCUCAACCGCGCCGUCCGUCGCUACGAGAAGAAGUCGACCCUGCUGCAGUCCCACAUCGACGCGCACCUCGCUGCCAUUGACGCACGCGUCCAAGACGCCAUCGCGCUGGCUGCCGUCGCCGCCAAGAACAGUUCUCAGAGCAGCAACAGCCUCCUCGCGCGCAGUUUCGACGCCGUCAUCACUACCGCGCUCUUUCCCUUCCACGCCGUGCUACAACUUAUCCUCAUGCCCAUCCGCUGGGCGCUCCCCCUCACCCGUAGCGGUACCGCUAAGAAGACGAAGAGAGGUGCGGCAGGUUGCGGCCGCGGGAGCCCCCAGACAGCAGGCAAGCCGCCUACUCGCGGCGCGCGCAGGAGCGAGCCGACCAGCCAGCCGCGUUACAGUGGCGAUAAGAUGCCUUCACGCCUGGCACGGAAAUGA
Cordyceps fumosorosea ARSEF 2679 is the source of this 1608-nucleotide messenger RNA. RefSeq lists its product as hypothetical. The transcript is spliced from 2 exons. The coding region runs from base 1 to 1608 and encodes 535 amino acids. The record is from RefSeq and is a predicted model, not a curated record. Lineage: Eukaryota; Fungi; Ascomycota; Sordariomycetes; Hypocreales; Cordycipitaceae.